AUGAGUCAAUACAAUGAAUUAAUGAAGCCGCAAACGGCGGGGACUUUGUCCCAUACAUUAAAUGAAAAACAGAAGGAAGCAUUUAAAGAACUUCUAGAUGAGGAAUUCAAUAAAGUGAAUAUCAUAGGUUUUAAUUCGGGAAAGUUUGAUUUAAAUUUAAUUCUUCGUGAUUUAAACACUGCAAAAUGGAAAAUAAAAUCAAUGCUGGGUUCAUCUUCACAAUUUAAGCAAAUCAUUGUAAAGAAAACAAACGUUCCAUAUGAAUUGAGAUUUAUUGACAUCAGAAAUUAUAUAGCGGGUGGGACAUUAGACCAAUUCACUCAAGAUUUCGGAAACAAUAAAUCACGUGUUAAAUCCUUUUCCCCUUAUCAAUUCAUCACGUGGGAAAAUUACGAAGAAGAAUUAUAUAAAGUGGAACCAUUCACUCAAGAUUCAUUUUAUUCAGCAUUAACCCAAGAAACUAUAUCAGAUAGUGAUUAUCAAAUAUAUCUCAAUGAUGCUAAAAACUUUAAGAAUAGAUUAGAAUAUUUUAUUCAUUAUCGCAAUAAAGAUGUUGAAAUUAUGAUUGACCCAAUCGAUAAAAUUAUUGAAGAAACAUUUGUUUAUAAAAUUGAUAUGCUUCAUAAUCUUUCUUUAUCAUCGAAUGCUUCAAUGAUUCGUUACGCUUUAGCAUAUAAAGACUUUAAUCCUAAUGAAAAAUAUCCUGAGGAAGAGAUAGAAUCAAGUUUUGAAUUAACGAAAAAGUAUUGGAAAUAUAAAAUUGAAUCAUAUAAGAAACAAGAUGAAAAAGCAGAAAGAGAUACUAAAAAUAAUGUUUCAAUGGAUGAUUUUCAAUACUAUCACGAUUUAAUCCUUUCAUCUAAAUGCAAAAUGUGUGGUAAAGCGUUUACAUAUGCUAAUAAACCAACAUUAGAUAGAAUCGAUAAUGAAAAACCACAUACUAAAGAAAAUUGUCAGUUAAUGGGUUGUUAUUGCAAUGUCGUAAAAUCAAAUAAAGAUGA
Trichomonas vaginalis G3 is the source of this 1001-nucleotide messenger RNA. Its product is annotated as DNA/RNA polymerase superfamily. Lineage: Eukaryota; Parabasalia; Trichomonadida; Trichomonadidae. The transcript has a single exon. The annotation marks the transcript as partial. The record is from RefSeq and is a predicted model, not a curated record.